CGGCUGCAUUGGAUCUGCCCGAUCAGGGAGUGAGGAGGAACCAGACGGAAAUCAUGGAAGUGGAAGUGCGGAUGUUUCGUGGGGAAGGGACAUCCGAGCGGGAAAGGGUGAGGUUACAGGCCAGGAACAACACGAUGGACAUCUUUCGGGACACAGUGACUGGGGGGAAAACCACAGGUUUUGGUGCUGUUUCUUUCAUCGCCUACAGAGACCUGGAUGCGGUGCUGAACGGCACAGAAUUCAUCAACGACGGAAAAACAAGGCAUUUCUACUUGGCGUCUGAGGUCAUCUCAGCCUCUCUCAGCCACAGUCCAGGUCACACGCCCCACCAGACCGUGAAUUUCACUCUCAGACACAAGGAGUUUUGGGAUAGAGGCCUCACUUCAGUCCACUGCUGUCUUCACAAACUGCCUGUUGGACAUCAAGAACUGGAUAAGAACUAACUUCCUGCA
Callorhinchus milii (elephant shark) is the source of this 452-nucleotide messenger RNA. Its product is annotated as adhesion G protein-coupled receptor E3-like. The record is from RefSeq and is a predicted model, not a curated record. Bases 54 to 443 code for a protein of 129 amino acids. NCBI's taxonomy places the organism in Eukaryota, Metazoa, Chordata, Chondrichthyes, Chimaeriformes, Callorhinchidae. The transcript is spliced from 4 exons.